CAUACCUUCGCUUAAAUUCCCAACAUCCGCUGGUGACGGAGCGCGGCGAGGAAUCCCCCCUUCAGGAGAGACAGGGGCUGCAUCCUCUGAAGCCGUUCAUGCCGGAUAAAGUUUACGAGCUGCGCGCAAGAGGAGAGAGGAUAAAGACUCGGUUGCGCACCCCUUGGUAAACUUGUUGGGAAGUCGCUAGUCGCCGCCAACCGAAAUGGGCACCUUGCGCGACCUCCAGUACGCGCUCCAGGAGAAGAUCGAGGAGCUGCGCCAGAGGGACGCGCUCAUCGACGAACUGGAACUGGAGCUCGACCAGAAAGACGAGCUCAUACAGAGACUACAGAACGAGCUGGACAAAUACCGCUCCGUUAUCAAACCGGCAACCCAGCAGGUCCACAAGCAGAGCGAGCUGCACGAGCAGCAGCGGACGAAGAGGCAGGCAAUUUCGGCCGAACCCACUGCCUUCGACAUCCAGGAUCUUAGCCAUGUCACCCUACCUUUCUACCCCAAAAGCCCACAGUCUAAGGACCUGAUCAAGGAGGCCAUCUUGGACAAUGACUUCAUGAAGAACCUGGAGCUGUCGCAGAUCCAAGAGAUCGUGGACUGCAUGUAUCCGGUGGAGUAUGGAAAGGACAGCUGUAUCAUUAAGGAAGGAGAUGUGGGCUCGCUGGUCUACGUCAUGGAAGACGGGAAGGUGGAGGUGACGAAGGAGAGCCUGAAGCUCUGCACCAUGGGGCCAGGGAAGGUGUUUGGAGAGCUGGCUAUUCUCUACAACUGCACCAGGACUGCCACUGUCAAGACUCUAACAAAUGUGAAGCUGUGGGCCAUUGACCGGCAAUGUUUUCAGACGAUCAUGAUGAGGACGGGUCUCAUCAAGCACACGGAGUAUAUGGAGUUUCUGAAAAGCGUCCCCACGUUCCAUGGCCUGCAGGAAGAUAUUCUGAGCAAGCUUGCAGAUGUCCUUGAGGAGACACAUUAUGAAGAUGGAGAGUACAUCAUCAGACAGGGGGCCAGAGGAGACACCUUCUUCAUCAUCAGUAAAGGAAAGGUUAAUGUGACCAGAGAAGACUUGCCCAACGGAGAGCCUGUGUACCUGCGCAGCCUCGGAAAAGGAGACUGGUUUGGGGAGAAAGCACUGCAAGGGGAGGACAUCAGGACGGCCAACGUUAUUGCGGCAGAGGCAGUGACCUGUCUAGUCAUCGAUAGAGAUUCAUUCAAGCACUUGAUUGGAGGUUUGGAGGACGUGUCCAGUAAAGGCCAUGAGGAUGCGGAUGCCAAAGCCAAGUAUGAAGCAGAGAAUGCGUUUUUCUUCAAUCUCAACCUAGCUGACUUCAACAUCAUCGACACCCUGGGGGUUGGUGGCUUUGGUCGUGUUGAGCUGGUUCAGCUCAAGAGUGACGAGAACAAAACCUUCGCCAUGAAGAUCCUGAAGAAGCGGCACAUUGUCGACACAAGACAGCAGGAGCACAUUCGUUCAGAGAAACUCAUCAUGCAGGAGGCCCACUCUGACUUCAUUGUUAGACUCUAUAGAACAUUCAAGGACAGCAAGUACCUCUACAUGUUGAUGGAAGCUUGUUUAGGAGGAGAGCUGUGGACCAUUCUUCGAGACCGGGGUUCAUUUGAGGACUCAACCACCAGGUUUUACACAGCUUGCGUGGUGGAGGCCUUCGCCUACCUGCAUUCCAAAGGAAUCAUCUACAGAGACCUCAAACCAGAGAACCUUAUAUUGGACCACAGGGGCUAUGCCAAACUGGUAGACUUUGGCUUUGCCAAGAAGAUCGGGUUUGGAAAGAAGACAUGGACCUUCUGUGGGACUCCGGAGUAUGUAGCACCAGAGAUCAUUCUGAACAAGGGCCAUGACAUCUCAGCUGACUACUGGUCUCUAGGAAUCCUCAUGUUUGAGCUCUUAACCGGCAGCCCUCCAUUCUCUGGCCCCGAUCCUAUGAAAACCUACAACAUCAUCCUGAGAGGCAUCGACAUGAUUGAAUUCCCAAAGAAAAUUACCAAAAAUGCUGCCAACCUAAUCAAAAAGCUAUGCAGGGAUAAUCCUUCUGAGCGACUGGGAAACUUGAAAAAUGGUGUCAAAGACAUCCAAAAGCACAAAUGGUUUGAGGGCUUUAACUGGGAGGGCUUGAAGAAGGGGACAUUGACACCCCCUAUUAUCCCUAAUGUCACAUCGGCUGUCGACACAAGUAAUUUCGACAGCUUCCCAGAGGACAACGAGGACCCGCCUCCAGAUGACAAUUCCGGCUGGGACGUUGAUUUUUGAAGUCCUCCUCUUCCCCUAAAACCAAAAGAAACUCUUCUUUUGUUUGCUUGGAGGCCAUCAUGAGGACAUGGCUGUGUUGUAAAAAAAAAAAACUGCUUUAAAAAAGGAAAGAGAGCAUAUGGAAAAGAAGCUAAACGGAUGGAUGGCAAACCCUCUGGGUCACCGAUAUGCCUUUAUUUCACUGUGGCUCUGGAUCAAGCAUUUAUAAUGGGACUGCUGUAGCACUUCUUCAGUGUUGUCUUACGCUCAGCUCCAAAGGCAAAGGCAAAGAAAGUGCAGGGAUACACGUAUAUAAACACAAUAAAGAGAGGCUGAUCAUGGAGCCAUGUUUUCCCCAUGUAACAGGGAAAGAUGUUUAAGUGGGUGGAUGAAUAUUCGAUUGGAUAAAUAAGAGUGUGAAAAAUGUGAUGAUGGACGGCUCAAAAAGAGAGGAGGCUGAUGAUUGAGUUCUUUUCUGUGUUUGUUUCUCCGCCAUAUUUGGUGAAAUAUUUGGUGGAUUUUAGAAGGGUAUACGAUGUUACUGCAGUUGCCUCCUUGUUUUUUGACAUGCAGCUGCUUGCUGCAAUCGCUGACACUUUCCAGAAAUCAACACACUACAGUUUGCAAGUAAAACUGGUAUCAAGUGCUCAAGACUAACCUGAAUGUCACAGAUUUUCUUCUUAUUUAACAUCCGUAUGGCAUACAGCAUGUACAGUACAUAGUAUUUGAAGGUACAAUCUCACACAUGGACACAACUGGGCUAAAAUCAAAUACUUAGUACACUUUAUGUAAGAUUAACCUACCUUGAAAAGCACAAACACUGUGCAUUCAGUGGAGAGAGACAUGACUCUUUAAGUGCCCUGCUUAAAAUUUAAUGAAUCACACACCGACACACAUGAAAUGUCAGCUAGUAUUUACAUGAAGCAAUGUGUCAUUAUGCACUUAAGACCAUUAACUGAGAAAAUCAGCAGUUCUAGCUAAUUUAAAGCUUCAGUAGAUGAAGUCACACACGUCUUUUUGUUCUUUAAAAUGCUUUUAAUCACGCAUAUGAAUACUUCACUACCUGAAUACUUCUUCUGUUUUUAAAUCACCCAAAUGCCUCGUCCUCUGUUCGCUCCUGUAUAGUUCUGACAUAACUGUGAACAUGGUUUCAAUGUCUUUGGUGCUGUUAUAGAUAAAUUAUAAUAAGCGAUGGUGAGAUGACAGUACUGGUUAUUGUUUUUGUAUCGUGGUUCUUUUGUGCUUGGUUCCUUUGUAACGUACUUGACUUCCUCGUUUAGAAAAUUGGAGACUUGUGUCAAUUCGUAAACUUAAGUGAAGAUUUGUUUGAUAUCACUUGACACCGUGGUACAUUGUGCUACGUGGUAUCCUUGAGGUUUUUAAACAGGUUUAACUAUGUUAAGUUCAUCCAUAUGAAUUUUCCAUCCUCUCCUUUGGAGGCAAAAUUGACCACAUACACAUCAUCUUAAGACCUAAGGCUUAACAUCCUCUUGCAGAGCUUUUGAAAGUCUUUUACAGACAGACGGCGAUAUGGAGAAAAAGAUGACAUUUUGUGAAACUUUGCGCCAUGAUCUCUCAUGAAGCUCAUCAACUCUCAUGUCCAAAAGUCAGAGCAUAAAAUCAGAAGAAAUGUAAGUGCCUUAAAUCAAUGGCAUACAAAAUUAACAUCACAAGUCCUUUUUGAUGCUGCAUGAACACAUAUACACCUCAAAAACUUAUGUGUCCUCUUAGACGGCUGCUUCUCAUCCUUUGUUAUAUCUAAUAAAUACAUUAAUCACAAUGGAAAGAGAAUUUCUAGUCAUUUGAUGGCUCAUAGAACUGUAUGUGGAACACAUUUCCUGCUUUACCCCUUUGAUUUAUCUCACAGGAACAUUUACUGACAGUAAAAUGAUAGAAAUCUAUCAUACCUGAUAAGGCUGCAAUGACAUGCUUUUCUCUGUGUAUCUAAUAUGGUGUCAUGAAAUCCACCACAACUGGCCUAAUAUAAAGUGAACAGUAAAUCACAGCUCAGAGGGACCAUCCAUCACCUGACUCAGUCAUGAAAUAUGACCAUUUAGAGAUGGCAAGAAUGAUUUGCAGUUUUGAACAUUUCACAAAUACGAAAACAUUAUUCUAGUUCAUGGAAUGCCAUUUAAGUCAAUACUAAAUACAUAUAUAUGUCUUUGAAAUCAAAUCUGUAAUAAAUGAGUAAGGCAAUAAAUAUACAAUCAAGUGUAAAUAUUGAUAUAUUAAUGGCAUUCCAUACUUCGUUUACCACUGUUGACAGCCUUUGACAGUAUGACAGCAUUGAUCAGAAUGCAUCAUCAUCCAAAUUCUCAUUCUAUUGUUUGGUUUGAAUGAAGACGAACGACUCAUAUUUCAUCCCAGGAAGCCAAACAGACUGACACACUGAUAUUGAUAUCCUAUAAGUCGUUCAGUGUGUCGAGAGCUAAGAAUUAGAAGAAAUCUUACAUCUGUAGACAUACCAUAAGUAUUUUGCUGUAUUAAGGGCAGGUUAUGUUCAUCACAAAGCCUUAUGUAUGCCAUCACUCUACGAACCACUGGUUGUGAGUCUUAUAUUGAC
Chelmon rostratus (copperband butterflyfish) is the source of this 4802-nucleotide messenger RNA. Its product is annotated as cGMP-dependent protein kinase 1. The coding region runs from base 206 to 2260 and encodes 684 amino acids. The record is from RefSeq and is a predicted model, not a curated record. Gene Ontology annotation, molecular function: ATP binding; cGMP-dependent protein kinase activity. NCBI's taxonomy places the organism in Eukaryota, Metazoa, Chordata, Actinopteri, Chaetodontiformes, Chaetodontidae. Gene Ontology annotation, biological process: protein phosphorylation. The transcript is spliced from 18 exons.